AUGGCCCCCGCUACCAACCCCACCGCGCCAACCACCAACAACUGGACCCACCCUUUCGGCGCACUCGAUGCCCAGCCUGCGAAUGUAGCUGGUGCCGCGGCGGCCUCCCCCUCACGGGUGGCCAUUGUCAACUCCCUGCUGCCCACCAUCAUUCCGUCGACGGACAGCCCCUCCUCCACGGCGGUUAAUAUUCUGCUGAUAUUCGCCAUCAUACUCGCCAUCGCCGGCAGCAUCACCAUUGUCUGGCUCUGGAUCAGGCGUCGCACCCGCCGAGACCGGGUUCCUCAAAAGCAAGCAUGGGACGACGGCAAUCCGUUCGCCAAGUCCAUGCUCUCGCGGCCCCAACUCAUCAUGCACAUGGGCGCCACCGAGGAGAAGACGCAGGACGCAUUACUACAAGAAGUCCCCAACGUUUUCCGGAUCCUCGGACGACCAAACGUGGCCACCAAAGACGGCGAUGUCGACGAGGCCAUCCCCGAGUAUCAGAAGGCCACACAGUAG
Messenger RNA from Mycena indigotica, 501 nucleotides. RefSeq lists its product as uncharacterized. Bases 1 to 501 code for a protein of 166 amino acids. Lineage: Eukaryota; Fungi; Basidiomycota; Agaricomycetes; Agaricales; Mycenaceae. The record is from RefSeq and is a predicted model, not a curated record. The transcript has 2 exons.